CACCAAGCGAAGCAACACUCCGAAACUAAUAACUCGCCCGCCAUGACGACGCUCAAGAUCUUGUGGAAGGAGAAGCAGGACAUGCGCCGCGUACAGGUGUCGGCCGUGCACCAGGCCUUGUCAUCUCAGGACGGCCGCGUCGCCUCCGCCCGGAACGAGUUGAGCUUCCGUGACCUGCGUGAUUACGUGUUGUUAGUCUUCCCUGAGCUCAAGGACGCGGAGCUUCUACUCUACUACAUGGACGAUGACGACGAGCAAGUACGCAUCACGAACGACGCCGAACUAGACGAGGCCUUCCGUCUCAUGCGCGAGCUGGCCGUGGCCGCCGGCAAGGACGCCGAGAACGCCGUGUGCAAGAUUAUUGUAGUGGCCAGAGAACCGCUCCAGGCCUCGGCCAGCUUGGCUAUGGACGCCAGCAGCAGCUCCGUGGUCAACGUACUACCUGGCGAUGCCGAGGAGAUGCUGGCCAGCCAGCAAAAGAAGAAAAUGUCGGACUUAUUCGUGGAUCUCGGCAAAAUUGUGGAUAAAUGGGAGGCCAGUGCCGAGCACCAGACGCUCAAGAAGGACCUGGUGUCACUACUACACGAACCUGGCUGCCAGGAGGCGCUCAUGGAGAUCAUGGCCAACGCCAAGUUCGCCACGCUGUUCCAGACAGUGACCGAGGAGUUCCAGAAGAACGGCAACUUCGUGGAGUGUCUGGUGGCCGUGGCCGCUACUGGCGACUUGGAGGAAGUCGCCAAGAUCUUGCUGGCCAAGUGUCCCAACGCCCGUGUACAGGUGGAACGCGUUCUACAGCAAGUUCAGUACAGUCACAACGUCCAGCUCAUGUCGACUAGUGACUACUUUGAGACGAUUAACAUCGAAGAAACCAAGCAAGACUUGGGGCCCGUUGUGGCCGUGUUCGAAGGUGACGUCACAUGCCCGGAUGGCACAGUAUUGGCUCCUGGAGAGGCCUUUGAUAAAGUGUGGAAGCUCCGUAACGGAGGCCCCAACAAGUGGCCUAUCGGAGCUGUGCUCUCAUGCCCCUGA
Phytophthora nicotianae INRA-310 is the source of this 1029-nucleotide messenger RNA. RefSeq lists its product as hypothetical. Bases 43 to 1029 code for a protein of 328 amino acids. The record is from RefSeq and is a predicted model, not a curated record. Gene Ontology annotation, molecular function: protein binding. The transcript has 2 exons. NCBI's taxonomy places the organism in Eukaryota, Oomycota, Peronosporomycetes, Peronosporales, Peronosporaceae.